AUGUCAGAUUUCUACCACCGUAACAAGCACACGGCCAAAAGCGUCCCGAAUGUUCUCGGCAUCACAGCGACUCCUAGCAUGACAGAGGAUAUUGAGAACAUGAAGAUUCUUGAGGCAGUACUAGACGCUAAAUGUAUUUCGCCUACCAGGCAUCGAGAAGAACUGUUGAGGUGCGUCAAGCGACCGCAGAUAUAUAGUAUCGUUCAUGACGCAUCUCCCUUGUUGCAGUACACAGAGUCAAUGCACCGUUUGCAAAAGGAGUUCCUGAGUCUCGAUAUAGCCAAGGACCCCUAUAUACUAAGGCUUCAGGAAGACCCUUCGGACCGAAGUCGUCGAGCGCUAGUACGAGCUGUCGAAAAGUACGACACUUUUGCGCAGAAUCAGAUCAAGGGCUUGUGGGGUCGCAGCGUCGAGAUAUUAGAGCAACUUGGAGCCUGGGCCGCGGAUGUGUACAUCUGGAAGUCUGUUGAUGCCUUCCUGGCCCUCAUCAACACUGACAAUAUCUUCAAUGAUUGGUUGGAUGCUGAGAAAAAGUACUUGGCCGAUUUUCUGCGUCGAGUUUCCCCUUCGUGCCCACCUCCAAUGCCACUUUGUGGCAGUGAAGUCUCCGGGAAGGCCAGUACCCUUGUCAAAGAACUUGCGUCGGCAGACGAGUCAACAGUCUGUCUUAUUUUCGUCAAGGAGAGAGCAACUGCGAGUGCUCUCCGGGAACUCCUGGUAGCGUGUCCGCGGAUUGUGCAGAAGCAUCGCAUUGCAUCAAUGGUUGGGACAUCCAACCAUCAAAGUAGGAGAAAUGUCUUGAACGAAAUUAUGGGCAAUACCUCAGACCCAAUGGCAGCCUUACAAAGCUUCCGGUCAGGAAAGAUCAAUGUUCUCAUUGCUACGUCCGUCUUGGAGGAAGGGAUUGACGUUCCAGCUUGCAACAUGGUCAUUUGCUUUGAUGACCCUCAAACUCCAAAGUCAUUUGUACAACGACGGGGAAGGGCUAGAAUGAAAGAGUCCAAACUCAUAUUACUUACUCAGUCUUCUCCAUCGGCUGUUGGUAAAUGGGAAGCACUAGAAGAAAACAUGAAAGCUGUCUAUCAAGACACCCAGCGCGAGAUCCGCACGAUACAAUGCAUCGAGGACUCUGAAGAGCCGUCGCCAACUUUUCUGGAAGUCGAGUCCACUGGAGCCAGGCUUGACUUCGAUAAUGCAAAAUCACAUCUAGAACAUUUUUGCAGAGUGUUGUCCCACGGAGAGUUUGUCGACAGUCGACCGGACUAUAUUAUUCAUCGCCAUGAAGACUGGGACUCAAGUUCAAAGGUAAAAUUGAGUGCCACUAUACUUCUUCCAUCGUUUGUUCCCACCGAAAUUCGCCACAUUGACGGCAAAUUUUGCUGGCUUUCGGAAAAGAAUGCCACCAAAGAUGCCGCCUUUCAGGCCUACCGGGCUUUGUACGAGGCUGGUUUGGUGAAUGAGCACCUACUACCCUUCAGAUAUGAAGACAUAACGCUACCUGGUGUAGAGAACAGAGCACCAGAAGUGCAAGUGGAACCGUUGCUCAACCCCUGGUUUCGAGUGGCGAGAGCCUGGAAAGAGGAAGACCAGCCAUGGCUUUACUCUCUCAGAUGCUGUGACGAGACGCACGGCGAAUCCGAGUACAAUGUGCUUCUUCCUGUUCAAAUUGAACAGAUCCGAAACAUUCAGCUGUACCUCAACAGUAGUGAUCUCUGCGAGCUACAUUUCGACUCCCAUCACCCCGUCUCUGCCGCUGAUGUAGCUGCGAUGCCAGAUCACACCUCGGCAUUGUUGGCACUUCCCUUUGCACAUCGAUGGCCAAUUGAGGAAAAGCAUCACGUUGUCAGAAUUUGGGCCAAAGACAGCAAUGUAUCAAUGGGUGGAAUUGGCGUUAAGAGCCUUGACCCAACCAGCAGUGACGAUGUGGAAGGAAAUUACUUGAUUCGAGACGAGUCAAACAUCCCGUUUCACUAUCUAGGCCUCCUCCCAUCUAAGCCGCCGGUUGAAAGUAUCCAGGGCUCAAUGUUUGACUACGAAAAUGCUCCAGCCGACGUGCCAUACUUGGUGGUUAAGAAGUGGACUAAGCGAUCCGACUUCCUGCAUCCCGUUCUUUCUGACACUGAACCCGCAACGACGAAGCUAUACCCUCAAGUUAUUCCUUUAUGCCUGGCAAGGGUGGAUAGUAUUCCUCUCAAAUUCGCACAGUUUGGCAUGCUUAUCCCGUCUCUUAUACACGAAUUGGAGGUCACAUUGAUUGCGAAGGAACUAUCGACCACAUUACUAAAAAGAAUCAACAUCACGGAACUCGGGCUUGUUCGAGAGGCAAUCAGCUCCCGUAGCGCAGUAGAGCCCGUCAACUAUGAACGGCUUGAAUUUCUUGGAGACUCUAUUCUUAAAUACUGCGCUGCUAUACAAGUCUCCGCUAUUCAUCCGGAAUGGCCCGAAGGAUAUCUGUCAUUCUUCAAAGACCGACUUGUAAGCAACUCUCGACUCUCCAGAGCAGCCACAGAACUGGGGCUCGCCAAAUUCAUUCUUACAAAGUCCUUUACUGGCUUUAAGUGGCGACCAUUGUACCUGGAUAACUAUUUGGAGAAUCCGGACGGAGCAACGCCUCGAAAAUUGUCGACCAAGACCCUGGCUGAUGUAGUAGAGGCACUUAUUGGAGCUUCGUACGUAAACGGGGGCAUCACGAAAGCGCAGAGUUGCAUAUCGUUGUUCGUCAAUGAAGUCCAAUGGCAAGAUGCCGACGAAAGCCGGGCGCUGCUUUUUGGGAUGGCAAAAGAUGAUGACGUAUUGCCGGCAGAGCUGAUACCCCUGGAACAAUUGGCCGGGUAUGAGUUCAAGAAAAAAUCGUUGCUGAUUGAAGCCAUGACACACCCGUCAUGCAUGUUCGACUACAACCGGCGAUCUUACGAACAUUUGGAGUUCAUCGGCGACGCCAUACUGGAUUUUAUCAUCGUGAGAAAGGCGUACACCGCUGAGCCGCCCCUAGCUCAUCAUCAGAUGCAUUUGUUAAAAACAGCAAUGGUAAAUGGUGACUUCUUGGCGUUUUUGUCUUUUGAAUGCCAGGUGCAGCGGACAGAAACGGGCGUGACAAGCGACUUGCAGAUUAUUGAUAAGGAGGCGAGACCUUUAUACCUGUGGACAUUUAUGCGGCAUUCUUCAGAGGCGAUUGGGAUUGAGCAAGUCGCAACAUUGAAAAGAUAUGAAGCACUUCGUGGCGGGAUUCUGAUGGCGCUCCGAGAGGGAUCACAGUACCCAUGGACUCUUUUUGCCCGACUCCAAGCCAAGAAAUUCUGCUCUGAUAUUUUCGAGUCCUUGAUUGGCGCAGUGUGGGUUGACUCUGGUUCAAUCGAGACUUGUGAGCGCGUGCUCGAGAAAUUCGAGGUUUUUUCAAUUCUAGACCGCCUGAUCAAAGACGGAGUUGAGCUCCGACAUCCCAAGGAAGUUUUGGGCAAGAUGGCGGUCACUCAGACGGUCACAUAUGAUGUUGAUGUGCAGAAGGCGCCGGAUGGCGAAAAGGCAUUUACAUGUCGUGUCCUGGUGGGUCAAAGAGUCGUUGCCGAGAUUGUUGAUGGUGUGACACAGGAGGAAGUCAAGACGAAGGCUGCCGAGGCGGCUAUACGAAUUAUGAGCGCGGAAAGAGACGAAGCGGCGGAAUCCAAUCAUUGA
Molecule: messenger RNA, 3672 nt
Organism: Metarhizium album ARSEF 1941
Lineage: Eukaryota; Fungi; Ascomycota; Sordariomycetes; Hypocreales; Clavicipitaceae
Product: Dicer-like protein 2
Exons: 2
Coding region: 1-3672 (1223 amino acids)
Biological process (GO): siRNA processing
Cellular component (GO): RISC complex; nucleus; cytoplasm
Molecular function (GO): RNA binding; ribonuclease III activity
Source: RefSeq, a predicted model, not a curated record